This is a messenger RNA of Paramisgurnus dabryanus, 8394 nucleotides long. RefSeq lists its product as uncharacterized. The record is from RefSeq and is a predicted model, not a curated record. NCBI's taxonomy places the organism in Eukaryota, Metazoa, Chordata, Actinopteri, Cypriniformes, Cobitidae. Gene Ontology annotation, molecular function: aspartic-type endopeptidase activity; RNA-DNA hybrid ribonuclease activity; nucleic acid binding. Gene Ontology annotation, biological process: DNA integration; proteolysis.
ACAAUGGAGUAUUGUUGUGUUGUUGAAUAAUUAUGUUUUACAUAUUUACUGCCUACAUUUCAUGCUGAUUGCUAAAAGUGUUAAAGUUACAAAGAUGUCCAAAUAAGGACUGUGGAAAUUGAUUUUGUUCCAUUUUAUAUUUCUUUAAUUAAUCAUUUUAUUCUAUAAACAUUGUGUGUUUCAUAUAUGCACUGAGCUAUUAUGUAAAAAUGAGGUGUUUGUGUUUGAGAGUGGAAAGUUACCAGCUUUUGUAUGUGUGUAAAAGCUACAAGGAGCAUGUGCUGAGGAAUUUACGCCUGGUAUAGAUCAAGAUAAGAGAGAAGCCUGAGGGGGAAAAGCAAACCGGCAACUAUUUUAUUAACUAAUGCUUUUAUAUUCACAGGAUAAAAUAUGCCAUGUAUUUCUUACUUAAUCAGUAUUAAUCAUUGAAUAAUUGAUGUAAUAAAGAUAAGAUGUUGUCUUUGAUAAAUGUGUAUUAACCAAUGAAAUGAAGGUUGCAUAUAGAAUAAUUUAAUGGGGGCAUGGCAGCUCAACCUUGAAGAACAGAAUCUCCUGUGCUUGUUGUGUGUGUGUUUUCUUUCCUAACAGAUGGGUUUUAAUAAUGAUUAAAGUGUUUGCUUAGAAGUAGUAUUGCAGUAAAAGAUUUAAUAUCUGUUUAUCUAUCUAAAGAAGUUAAUGUGUGCCUUAUUCAUUUAACCAAUUUUACGAAUAAUGAAAUGAUGUCAUGAUAUUGAAAUAUGUUUUACGUAAUAAUCACUUUCAUCUUACAGCUUAUGUUUUUUAUAAAUGAAUGUUUUAUUAAUGAUUUGUUUUUAAGAAAGCAUUAUAAACAUGCUAUGUGGAGUGGAGGAGUACUGGGGAGAAAGUGAUGGACUGCAUGGCUCUCAGGGAUGAGAGGAGAACAGUUUGUUUCUUCUUUGUCUGUGUGUGAUAGGCAACCCCCUCAGGAAUGUGGUGAUGGAAUCUGAUAAGGAGAAUAGCCAGCUGGGGGAGGAGGAUUCUGAAGAAAGAACGGCGAUAAAUACUCAUGUUUUUGUUCUGAGCUGGGAGUUGGUCAAAUCCUGCUGUAGGACUUGAUGACCCGGCAUGCUGUAACUUUUUCAUAUCUGAUCAAUAAAUAUUCAAUUUAGAUAUUUGUGUCUUUCUCCAUUGAUGAACACGCUUUGGACACUUUAAAGUCCAACAAUUGGUGACCGCCGACGUUCUUUGGAGGGAAAAGGAGAUUAAGAGAAGUUUCGAAUUGCCUAAGAUCGAGUAAGGGAGGGCUCCAUUUCAACACAAAAGACCGGUCUUCUAAAAUAAAGGUAAGCAGAAACCUGUUAUAUCAAAUUCUGCUAUUGGGCAUAUACCAAAUUAAUUGUGUUGAUAAGGAGAUCCAAACUGAAAGUAAUAAAUAAUUGAAUACAAGAUCAGAUUGAAAAACUUAAAAGAAUGGGAGUAAUAAGUUUGGGUUAGAGGCCUUUAAUGUACUAGACAUUAUAAAGUAAUAAGUUUGGGUUUGAGUCCCUCGGGUUAAAGUCCCGUAAAGGUAAAUUGUGGUUGGAGUCCAUUAAUGUAUUAGACAUUAUAAAGUACCAACUGGGUUAAAGUCCCUCGGAUGAAAGUUCCGUAAAUUCUUUGUUUAUUGUUUAUUUUGCCUGGGUUGAGUUGUUCAAAUUGAUUUGCUGGUUUGAGUUGUCCAAUUUGAGUUUUUGUGAUUAAUCGUGUUGGUGAAAUUUUUAUGUAUUGCUUUGACAUAUUGCUGUGAAGUUGUUAUUUUAUGAAAAUCAUAUGAAAGAUGGCUGAAUUUCAGAAAGAAUGCGAUGAAUAUGGUUGUUCAUCAGUAUAUGUACAAUGGCAAAAGGUGAUUAAACUUAUGAUGGCCCAGACAGACCCAAGAGAUGUUAAGAAAAGACAAAAAGAGGUUGAAUUGGGCUGGAAAAUAUUGAGAGAUGAGAAUUGUUGGGAACCAGAAGAGAAAAAAAGGGUUCCAUUAGCGCCGAUUAUUUUUGCUAUGGAACAGAGAAUUGUGCACAAAAUCAAUGAAGUGAAGGGUAAAGGUAAAUGGUAUAGAAAGGAAAAAAGGAUUAAAGACUUAGAAAAAGAAUUGAGAAUGUGGACCAGAAUGGCAUUGGUAACAGCCGCGGCUCAGGCCAUUAGUAAGAAGAAAGGGGAAGUUGACAGUGGUGCUGCUGCCAAGCAACAGGAAAUAGAACUAGGAAGCGCUCAGCCAAUACCCCCCGUUCCGCCCACAGCUCCGCCUAUAACUCCUCCUAAAGUAAAACCACUUUACCCCUCCCUCCAUACACCUCCCCCUUAUGAGAAGGAAUCUGUUGUAAUUCCCAUGCAGCAGCCAAUGAUGCAAGUGAAUGGAGGUGAAUUGGACAUAGACAUGGGGGAAUUAAAUGGUCUAAGGAAUGAGUUAGUACAAUUGAGAAACAUAAUUCUAAAACAAGACAUGGCAAACAAAAGGGCCAUCAGUGAAACAGGGAGUGCAAAUAAAAGGGCUCUGAGUGAAAAUAGUGUAACACAACUAGUUGACCAGAGUAAUAAUGGAGGGGAAAAUAGUAGCAGUCACAGACACAAUACUGAUGAUAAGGGAGGAAGUGACUCUGAAAGUGAAGAUGGAAGUGUAGUUAGUGUUUCUUCAUACAGGCGACUGGUAUCAACACCAGGAAGACCAAACACGUUAACACUAGCUAAUAACCCACACGAGACCGAGACUGAGGUAAACAUGCCAAUGGAUGUGAAAAUAGAGGGCAAAAUGAUCAUAACACAGGGCUCACCUCCAAUGGCAAGGGCAUCUAUACCACAAGGUAGUGGGCCAGGUAGACAGAAAAAGGGGUUAAGAAAGCCUGCAGGAGAACCAUAUGAUGGGCCAGCGAGCAACACCAGAUCCAAAGAUAAGAGUAGGGUAGACGUAACAGUGGAUGAGGUUUUCCAGGCAUGGAUGUUGGAACAAGAACAGUCAAUGAGGUCAGAACAGCCAGCAAGGUCGGGCCCAUAUUCCCAGUUGGCCAGUAAUAACAUGCCUCUGAUAGCUAAAUCGGGUGGUGACAAAUACCAAGCUUGGUCUCAUAGUGAUUUAACUGCCAUUAUGAGUAAACUCCCACCUAUCACCAGUGGUGGCGGCAGAUGGUUAAAUAAAUUAACCACGCUAUGUCAUGGCACAAUGCUGGCUUUGGGUGACAUCAGAUGCCUGUUAGGUCAGAUCCUGACCAAUGCACAAGUAAAAGAUUUUGAACAAAAUGCCAAUAUAAUAUUGCAUGACAAUGACACGCCAUAUACCACUGUGAGCACUGUAAUAGGCAAGGCUCUGAGGGUUCAGUUUCCUACUCCACCAACCGUAUACCAAAAUAUUAAAUUUAAAAUCAAACCAGAUGAGACAGGUGCAGCAUAUUAUUUCAGAUGCACAGCUGAAUGGGAACAGCUAACUGAAGAGAACGGUAUUAAUAACCCGGUCACCAGGGAUGUCUUUAGGUCAGCAGUAAUGGCAGGGGCCCCACCCAGUGUUAAGCAGAUCAUGGAAAACAACCCAGACAUCCCUGCAGCGACAAAUGAGGUAUGGGAGAGACAUCUCAUAUAUCAUACAGAUAGAGCCCUUGAAAAAUCAAGUAAAGAGCUAGCUGAGGUAGAUAAAAUAAAAAAUGAGCUCCUAAAACUGCAGCUGGAACAGGCCAAACAGGCAAACACAAAGAAGAAGCAAAUGCUACAGCAGGCCCAACCAGACACCACCACAGGCACACAGGAAACCACCAUGAGGGGAAUGGCUGAGCCUCUCAUGGAAAUAGUGGUAAACGCUACACCACUAAAAGCUCUAGUGGACACUGGAGCUACAUAUUCCACCGUAACUAAAGGCACCAUAGAGCCAAAACAUCUUAGUAGUAAAACGGUGGAUGUGAUGGGUUUCUCUGGUGAAAUUGAAAAGUGGCCAUUAACUAAACAUUUACCAACCACAGUAGCUAACCAAUCUGUUUCACAUGCAUUUCUGUAUUCCUCCAAUGCACCUAUUCCUUUACUUGGUAGGGACUUACUAAUUAAAUUGGGUGCUAGCAUACUGUGUUCACCGGACGGUGUCAUAGUUGGGUUUCCGGACGGAAAUACCAUAGAUUGUUCAUUGGGUUCAACAGAAACAGGAAACCAAUGGAUGCUAGUAGGGGGAAAAUACAAGGAAUUAGUUGACAUCUACUGGGCAGAAUUAGAAACAGACUGGGAAGAUGAAAUGUCUAGUAACAGUGUAGUGACCCUGUAUAACACAUAUAAGCCCUGGAUACAAGACAUAGCCCUAUUUCUACCACCUAUAGACCCAUUACAUUGUACUAUGUUUUAUGACAGAUUUGAUACCAUCACCUAUGAGGAAUUGUUUCAAUCUAUUGAGGGAACUAAAUGGAGAUUAGUGGGUAAUGGCAUUAUGAUAGGGAAUCAGGGCGUGGCAGCUCCAAUCAUCUUAACAGAAGAACAAAAAGAAUGGUAUAAAAUGGCAGAUACAGCCGCACCACACAUCUCACUUGCGUUACAUCCAAAUCAUGAGGCUAGGGAACUAGGCAGCAUGGUAAAAAGAUUAAUGGCUACCAAUGAUUGGAUGGAGACAGAUAUGAAAGGGGUGUGGUUUUCCCAAAGGCAAGAUGCUUAUUGGAUUAGGCAGCACACAGAAGACGUAGGUAUUUUGAAGCAUGAACAGCUACCUAGAAGCCAUGGCAGAGAAAACACAGAUGGCGAAGGGACAGAGGAGAUGAUAGGAAGUAUGCCGCAUGACUUAUGGUCACAGGGCCCAACAGAUGUAGGGUUUUGUAAUAUCACUCCUGUCACAUUUAAACUAUCUAACACAGUACCAGUGUGGGUUCCCCAGUACAGAAACAAACCAGAUGCAGAAGAGGGAGUUAGGACCACAGUGGAGGGUUUAUUGAGUAAACAAGUUUUAACUCCGGCAAGUUCUGAAUGGAACACGCCCAUUUUUCCAGUACCUAAACCCGGUACAGAUAAGUAUAGGUUAGUACAUGACCUGAGAGCCAUUAACAGUUUGGUGGAGACUGGAACACUGAAUGUACCCAACCCAUAUGUUGCUUUAUCAAAUUUAUCACCUGCACAUCAGUGGUUUACGUGCAUUGAUCUAGCAAAUGCAUUUUUCUGCAUCCCUAUAGCUGAUGAAUGCAAACCAUGUUUUGCAUUCACCUAUAGGGGGCGCCAGUACACCUAUAACCGUUUACCACAGGGUUUUGUUUUAUCACCUGGCAUUUUCAAUCAGGUAUUACAAACUGAAUUACGAAAAUGUGAAUUGCCAAUGGGAUGUGUGCUGAUUAUGUAUGUUGAUGACCUUUUGCUAGCAGCCACAUCCAUGGAAACGUGUAUGGAGGUAACAAAACUUGUAUUGCAACAACUACACAGGUCAGGGUUCAAGGUGAGCAGGGAGAAGCUGCAGAUAUGCAGACAAUGCGUCACUUUUAUGGGUAGGAUGGUAACGGCACAGGGCUCCACACUGACACCACAACAGAGACAAAGCAUCAUGUCUCACCCAAGACCAGAGACUGUGAAGGACAUGUUGUCAUUUUUAGGCCUGACUGGCUUCAGCAGACAAUAUAUACCCAUGUAUGUGUCUGCUACUGCACCUUUAAGAGCAUUAGUGAGAGAACAGGGCAUGAAAAACCUAAGGGCAGAGUUAAUGUGGACCCCAGAGGCAGAAUCAGCUUUCAUUUCACUAAAAGCACAGUUGUCGCAGGCAGCUCAUCUUAAUUGUGCAGACUAUGCCAAACCAUUCAUACUGGAUGUAUCUGAAACUCAAAACAGUGCCCAUGGUGUGUUGUAUCAGAAAACAACAGGGGGACGAAAGGUUUUGAUGUACAGUAGUGUUUUGUUGGACCCCAUUGAGCAGAGACAGCCAGCAUGUGCUCGCUACGCGGCAGGGUUAGCCAAAUUGAUAACAAAAACAUCUCAUAUUGUAAUGGGUCACCCGUUGACCAUUCUCACUACUCAUUCUGUAAUGUCAUUUGUCAAUUCAACUGCUUUCACUUUCUCACCUCUCAGGCAAAGAAAGCUGGCCAAGAUUUUGGCUAGCCCCAACGUCACAUAUGUGCAUGAAGGUGUUAACAUGGCUGACUUAAUCACUGAAGGAGAGCCUCAUGAUUGCAUACCUUUAACUGAGAAAGCCAGCAAAAUUAGAGAUGGCCUCUUUGCAGUACCGCUGCCAACUCCCCCACCAGCAAUGACAUUGUUCACAGAUGGUUGUUGUUUCAGGGCAUCGGAUGGUACAUUAAAGGCAGGGUUUGCUGUGGUUGAACAGGUUGAGGGUGAUUUUGUGACUAGAGUGAGUGGUAAAUUGGAGGGUAAGCAGUCAGCGCAGAGAGCUGAAAUGAUAGCUGUAACCAAGGCCUUGCACUAUGCUGGUGAAGAGAGGGUAACUAUUUAUAGUGACUCUGCAUAUGUGAUAGGAGCUGUACAUGUAGAGCUGCCUGUGUGGCAGAGAUGUGGAUUUGUUACAACAACAGGCCGGCCUAUAACUCAUGCUAGCGAAGCCAGAGACCUAUUGCAGGCUCUGAUGAUUCCUGAUGAAGUGGCUGUGGUGAAAUGCCAGGGACAUGAUAAAGCAAACUCAGUUAUUGCUCGUGGAAAUGACGCUGCUGAUUGCGCUGCCAAAAAUGCUGCCGGGUACACAGCCACACAAUUUGUUGUGACUUCAGACAAAACAAAAUCAGACAUAUUACCACGUUUCACUCGUGAAUACUUGAUAAAGGAACAAGCUGGUUCCUCACCUGAUGAAAAGAAUGCUUGGAGAGACCAUGGUGCUGUCCGUGCCAAUGACGGCCUGUGGCAGGCUCCGGAUGGGAGACCUGCCAUGCCCAUGUCACUCUGUGACUCAUUGUUUAAACAGGUGCAUACAGCGAGUCAUGUAUCUGACAAACAGAUGUUACGUGAUCUUCAGUAUUGGUGGCAUCCAUUUUUGACGUCUAUGGUGGCCAAUUACAUUAGAUCUUGUGAAGUGUGCUGUGAACAUAAUGUGAAGCCCACUGUUAAGCCCCAGAGAGGGUAUUUUCCAAUCACAACAGGACCUGGGGAUGAAAUCAUUAUUGAUUUCACUGACAUGAUAACUGGAGUAAGAGGGAAAAGAUAUGUUUUGGUGAUCGUCGAUUCGUUCACUGCCUGGCCUGAGGCCUAUCCGGUAGGCAGAGAAGACAGCACAGCUGUCAUCAAAUGUUUGAUAAAUCAUUACAUUCCUAAUCAUGGUUUCCCCAGACGUGUAAGAUCUGACAAUGGAAGUCACUUCAAAAAUGAACAUCUCAGACAGGUUGAGCAGGCAUUGGGUUUGACCCACAGCUUUGGGGCUGUUUAUCACCCACAAAGCCAGGGAAAAGUUGAAAGGAUGAAUUUGACUCUGAAAUUGAAACUUGCCAAAAUCUGUGCACAAACAAAAAUAACAUGGCUAGAUGCAUUACCAAUUGCAUUAAUGUCUAUCCGUUCUUCUGUUAACAGGAUUUCUGGUUUCACACCUUUUGAAUUGUUUACAGGUCGACAGUUUCCAGGCCCAAGGAAUGCCUUGGUGCAGGACCCAAUCCUGCCAUUAACUCAUGCUGCUUAUUUUGACAAACUAACUGCUCUGAUCAAACAUUUUUCCUGCCAGGCUAUCAGACAACGGGACUGGGACAAUGACCCAGCCCCUAGCCAGGCUGAUUGGGUGAGAGUGAAGGUGUUUCGGAGGAAGUGGAACGAACCCAGAUGGUCCAAACCGCUCAGAGUGACUGCCAGAACGUCACAUUGUGUGCAGCUACAGGGAAAAGGCGAAACCUGGUUCCAUCUCUCUUCUUGUGUUCCAUGUGAUUCUCCUUCUAGGUCUCUGACAGAUACAGGGGUGGACCUGAGGACUCAGGUCCAAGAGAGGGAGAGUGUUGAAGGUGAAAGUGCUAUAAGUGCUACAGAACAGAGAGAACAGAGAGAAACUGAACCAACAACAUUGGUAACACCAACACAACAUCAACAACAAAGUCAACAAACAGUUUGUAAAAUUUUGUACAAAACAGGUGACCUUUUUUCCAGUCCAAUAACAGAGCCUUUAGCACACUGUGUUAGUGCAGAUUGUGCAUAUGGAGCAGGUAUAGCCGUACAAUUCAAGGCAAAGUACGGAAUACAAAAGGUUUUAAGUCAGAACAAACACACAGGUGAAUGUGCAGUUACCCAUGAGGACGACGGCAGACUGAUUUUUCAUUUAAUAACCAAACAAAACUGUACUGAUUUACCAACAUAUGAGAAUUUUACCCACAGCCUCAGAUGUAUGAGAGAGUGGUGUGAGAAAGAAAACAUAACAAGUGUAUCUACUCCCCGGCUGGGGUGUGGGUUAGAUAAAUUGGACUUCCAUAAGGUGGUGGAGAUCCUGACAGAAGUGUUCAGGGACCUGAACAUCACAAUUACGGUUUAUUCAUUGUGAAU